AUGAUUACGAGAGCAAUGCGACCUUUACGAAUCUAUGCUCUUGUUCCGCACAUUCGAAGGGUCGUAGUCGAGUUAUGCCGAGGAUUUAAGGAGAUUCUUUUGGUAACAAUUUUGCUGAUCGUCCUAAUGUUUAUGUUUGCCAGCUUUGGUGUACAAAUCGUUGGUGGAAAAUUAGCCGCUUGUAAUGAUCCCACAAUUACAGAAAGGAGAAACUGCACAGGCGUUUUUGAGCAGAAAAUAUUUGUUACAAGAAUGGAAGUUUAUGGGAAAAAUGAUGAUAAACUUCAUCCAAAGAUUCUUGUGCCUCGCGUAUGGACCAAUCCUCGCAAUUUCAACUUUGAUCACAUUGGUAACGCUAUGCUCGCCUUAUUUGAGACGUUAUCCUAUAAAGGCUGGAAUGUCAUUCGUGAUAUCCUCUACCUUCGUCAAGGACCGUGGGCUGUGCUUUUCAUUCACAUCUAUGUGUUCAUUGGCUGCAUGAUCGGUCUCACACUUUUUGUGGGAGUUGUCGUAGCGAAUUAUACUGAAAAUAGGGGCACCGCUUUACUCACAGUGGAUCAGCGACGAUGGCACGACUUGAAGGCGAGGUUAAAGAUGGCUCAGCCUCUGCAUGUUCCGCCAAAGCCACCUGAGAGUGCUAAGCUUAGGAGUUACCUUUACGAGUUGACGUUGAGUAAAGGUUUUAAGCAGUUCUUCGCGAUAUUGGUAGUGGUGAACUCGUUCACGCUUGUGGUUCCAUGGAAUGUCGAGGAGGAAAAACAGCGACGGAACGUUCUCUUUGGUCUUACUAUCCUUUCCGCCUUCUGCAAUGUACUCUUCACUAUUGAGAUUAUUUUGAAAGCUGUCGCGUUCACAGUUCGCGGUUUUUGGCAAUCACGACGAAAUCGCGGCGAUUUCCUCAUUACUAUUCUUGGUCUGACAUGGAUAGUUUUUCAUUUCUUAUUUCAAGUGCCUGCUUACAUCGCCGGAGGGAUAAACGAGUGGAAGAGAUUAACCUAUACUUUCGGCUAUAUGGUCGUGAUUCUACGAUUUUUCACCAUUGCUGGGCGGAAAUCUACUUUGAAGAUGCUUAUGUUAACUGUUUUAAUGUCUAUGGUUCGAUCACUAUUCAUUAUUGCUGCAAUGUUCCUUUUGGUGCUAUUCUAUGCCUAUACUGGUGUCAUAUUGUUUGGGAUGGUCAAGUAUGGUCAAGCUGUUAGCAAGCAUGUGAAUUUCCGUAAUGGUCGAGAGGCUCUAGUAGUGCUGUUUCGUUCAGUUACUGGAGAAGAUUGGAAUGACAUCAUGCAUGACUGCAUGCGCUCUCCACCAUUCUGCUAUUGGGCUGAAGGUCUAAACUACUGGGAAACCGAUUGCGGGAACUACUUUGGUGCUAUACUAUACUUCUGCUCUUUCUACCUUAUCAUUACCUACAUCGUUUUGAAUCUACUUGUAGCCAUCAUUAUGGAGAAUUUCUCGCUUUUCUACUCAAGCGAAGAGGAUGCUCUGUUGUCCUAUGCAGACAUAAGAAAUUUCCAGCAAGUAUGGAACAUAGUAGACGUAGAACAAAAGCGAUCAAUCCCCACCCGUCGAGUCAAAUUCCUUCUUCGCUUACUUCGUGGAAGACUUGAGGUGGACCCAAACAAGGAUCGGCUUCUCUUCAAGCACAUGUGCUACGAGAUGGAACGGCUGCAUAACGGCGAGGAUGUUUCUUUUCACGAUGUACUCAAGUAA
Strongylus vulgaris is the source of this 1710-nucleotide messenger RNA. The record is from the annotation of a GenBank genome assembly. NCBI's taxonomy places the organism in Eukaryota, Metazoa, Nematoda, Chromadorea, Rhabditida, Strongylidae.